AAAUGAGACUGAGGUCAUACCCACCGGACCAAUCCAUUAAGAGCUUUCCUGUCUUCACGUCCGUGUUGUUCACACACACUAUAACCAGAUCAUUAGCCUUGUUCUCAGCAGAAAGCCCACCUCUUCUCCGGUCGCUCGUUACAGACCUCAACCGCUUUCACUCCGGUGCAUGGCCCUCUUCGGCAGUACCAACCGUCUUAGCGAGGUAGCUUUGACCCGCUUUCCUGCCUUCGCGAGGGCUAUCGACUACCGUUCCGUCUACGGCAGCAGCAGAUCCGCUGGACUCGCACGACAGCUCUCCUCAUUGUAUCGCAAUCCCUUGGCCAUUAGAAGUCGAGACGCCUGCUGCAGCCUUGCAGUUCAUCUUUGCGCGUUUGUUCUCUUACUAUCACGUUCCUCAUGGGGAGCGGCUGUCAAACACUAUGCGGUGCAGUAGGCAAGGUGUCAGUUAAGGCCCUUUGCAUGGUGAGCCCCUCAGUAGCUCCUUGGCAAUAGUCUGACAUGCAUAGGCAAAAAGGAGAUAUCGAUCACUUCGUCCGGGAGAACGACAAGCUCAGCUAACACCUCGCUGUCAGUAUGCGUCGACUUGGCCAAACUCCGCAAAUGGCUUGCCACCACGCAGUAUGAGAGGGGAGGGGUGGAAAAUGCCAUCGCCAUCAACCUUUUGGUUGACAGAGACAACGAAUCCUCCCCGUAGCUCGUUGCGAAAAACUUUGCGCUCGAUAUAG
Molecule: messenger RNA, 728 nt
Organism: Baudoinia panamericana UAMH 10762
Lineage: Eukaryota; Fungi; Ascomycota; Dothideomycetes; Mycosphaerellales; Teratosphaeriaceae
Exons: 1
Coding region: 170-436 (88 amino acids)
Source: RefSeq, a predicted model, not a curated record